GUUUUUCAGUAAAUGGUCUGUUAAAAUCGAUCUCAAGGUUCCCAACCGCUAGGAGGACGGGAGAUUGAAUUCAGCUUGAGACAAUUUGUCCGAUGGAGACCGGAGGCAGCAGCGAGAGCCCCGCGGAGCCGAAGAAAGGCAGAUCCCGAGCGCCGAAGAAGGCGGCGGAGAGUCUUCUCAAGCAGAAAUCGCCGGCGGAGUUCUUUGCGGAGAACAAGAACAUCGCAGGGUUCGAUAAUCCGGGGAAAUCCCUGUACACCACGGUCAGAGAGCUAGUGGAGAACUCGCUGGAUUCUGCUGAAUCCAUUUCCGAGCUCCCCGUGGUAGAGAUUACAAUUGAAGAGAUAGGGAAAAGCAAGUUCAACUCCAUGAUUGGGCUUAUUGACCGGGAGAGGGUUGAUGCAGCACUCUAUGAUGAUUAUGAAACAGCAAAAGAGCGUGAGAGAAGAUUAGCGAAGGAGGCUCGUGCCCAGGAAAUUCAAGCCAGGAAUGCUGCUUCGGGAAAGAAAGUUAAGGAGCAGUCUGCUGGCAAAGGCAUGAAGGGUCGUGGUGAGGGUUCGUUUUACAGAGUGACUUGCAAGGAUAAUGGGAAAGGGAUGCCACAUGAUGACAUCCCAAAUAUGUUUGGCCGAGUUCUGUCUGGGACAAAGUAUGGCCUCAAACAGACACGUGGGAAGUUUGGUCUGGGUGCAAAAAUGGCUCUGAUUUGGUCCAAAAUGAGCACAGGGCUUCCUAUUGAAAUUUCAUCCUCAAUGAAGGGCCAGACAUAUAUGACCUUCUGCAGGCUGGACAUUGACAUCCAUAGAAAUGUACCCCAUGUUCAUGUACAUGAAAAGAGAAAGAAUGACAACAAGUGGCAUGGAGCUGAAAUUCAAGUGGUCAUUGAGGGGAAUUGGACAACUUAUCGUUCAAAAAUACUGCAUUACAUGCGGCAAAUGGCUGUUAUCACUCCUUAUGCCCAGUUUCUUUUCAGAUUUAUAUCAGAGACAUCAGAUAAAAACGUUACCAUAAAAUUUGCGCGGAGAACAGAGGUUAUGCCACCAGUUCCUCUUGAGACAAAGCACCAUCCAUCAUCUGUAGAUAUUCUGCUGAUAAAACGUCUGAUUGCCGAGACUUCCAAGCAGAAUCUUCUGCAGUUUCUUCAGCAUGAGUUUGUAAACAUCGGGAAAUCACAUGCUGAACGCUUAAUUGGGGAAAUGGGGUCAGAAUUUAGUGCCAAAAUGCCCGUUAAAUCCCUUACUGAUCAGCAGAUAGUUCGCAUACAUCAACUGUUUCGUCAAGCCAAGUUUGAUGACCCUACUGGAGAUUGUCUUAGUCCUGCAGGAGAAUAUAAUCUUCGUCUUGGAAUUAUAAAAGAGCUUCAUCCAGACAUGGUUGCUACUUAUUCGGGCAGUGCUCAGGUAUUUGAAGGACACCCAUUUAUUGUGGAAGCUGGUGUCAGUGUCGGUGGAAAGGACGUAAAGCAGGGUUUGAACAUCUUCCGUUUUGCAAAUCGCAUCCCUCUUCUGUUUGAGCAAGGUGCUGAUGUUGUGACCAGGACUGCCCUCAAGAGAAUCAACUGGGGUACUUACAAGAUAAACCAGACUCAGGACAAAAUAGGCGUCUUUGUAAGCAUUGUCAGCACAAAAAUCCCCUUCAAAGGCACUGGUAAGGAAUACAUUGGAGACGACAUCAAGGAGAUUGCUACUGCUGUCAAGUCAGCCAUUCAGCAGUGCUGCAAUCAGCUGAAAUCCAAGAUCAUCAAGAAACUGCAGGCACGCGAGCAGCAGGAGCGAAAACGCAACAUAGGCAGGUACAUCCCAGAUGCCUCAGCUGCUAUCUACGACGUCCUGCAAGCGAUGACACAGCUCCAUGCAUCGAAGAAGAGGCGAUACAACGAAGAAGACACAGACCUGGUUUCUAAGGUCGCAUCUCGAUCGAUCACCACGGCCACUCUCAAGGAGAAACUCUCUGAGCACGUUGCACGGGUGGACUAUGAGAUGGCGCUGGAAUACGCGACACAGAGUGGAGUGAGCGAGGAGCCUAGAGAAGACGUUUACAUCCAAGCGCUUGAGCCUGCUGCUGCUGAUGGCAAGAAGUUCCUCGACUUCCAUAGUCCCACAUUCGUCUUCAGACUCGUCUGUUGAAAAGGAUCGUUCGAAAAAGCACAUAUUUAUAUCUUGUAUCCAUCUUGUGCUGAUCAUAAGAAAUAAUCUUAUGUUAGAAUGUAAUGCUUCAUUAGUACCAACUGUGUAUGGUAUAUACUAAACACUAAUAUCUUGUAUUCCAACAUUGCGUGAUUUUAUGAAUUCAUACAGGAAUAGAACGUGUA
This is a messenger RNA of Linum tenue, 2311 nucleotides long. Lineage: Eukaryota; Viridiplantae; Streptophyta; Magnoliopsida; Malpighiales; Linaceae. The record is from the annotation of a GenBank genome assembly.